Messenger RNA from Penicillium bovifimosum, 2481 nucleotides. RefSeq names its product transcription factor domain-containing protein. Gene Ontology annotation, biological process: regulation of DNA-templated transcription; DNA-templated transcription. NCBI's taxonomy places the organism in Eukaryota, Fungi, Ascomycota, Eurotiomycetes, Eurotiales, Aspergillaceae. Gene Ontology annotation, molecular function: zinc ion binding; DNA-binding transcription factor activity, RNA polymerase II-specific; DNA binding. The record is from RefSeq and is a predicted model, not a curated record. The transcript is spliced from 7 exons. Bases 1 to 2481 code for a protein of 826 amino acids. Gene Ontology annotation, cellular component: nucleus.
AUGUCUCGUCCCCAGGUCAGCAUUGACCGUCUCACGCCCCGCCGUGCGACGGUCGAGCCGCGAGAAAGCAUGAACUGCAAGUCAUGUCGCAAACGAAAGAUCAAAUGCAAUCGUUUGCGACCGAGCUGCGAGGCAUGUAAAAUCUUCCAGUCUCCAUGUGUUUACGAUGCUGUUCCCAAGAAACGGGGUCCCAAGACCGACGUGCUAGAAGCCCUACUCAAACGAGUGGACGGCCUAGAAAAGCGACUACAUGACGAAAAGAAGCCUAACUCGCCCACUUCUCCCGAUACCCCGGACGAGUCAUCGAGCUUUCCUACCCGGCGCAACACUAUUGAUACCUCGUUCAACAUAUACCCUUCAAAUCAGAGACCUACGCUGUCAAAUAUUCCAUCGCAACAGGCAGAUCACUCCGCUAGACCGACUGACCAUCCACCAAGCAUUCUGCAGCGGCCUUCUCCGAUACAGCCUGUAGCUCUAUCCGAUUCGAUUCUCGAGAUUUAUUUUGCGCGCUUGCACGGUAAGCCGUUCCAUAUACUCGAUGAGGCUACAACACGACAGCGCCAUCAACUAGGGCAGUUGCCUCCUUGUUUGGCUAUGGCCAUUUCAGCGGUAGCCAUAAGAUACACGUCAUCCCCUGGUCCAGCGGAACAAUCAAUGCGUGCGGGAGUCGAUGCGGCGCUGCAGGCAAGGCGCAUGGUCGAUGUCGACAAUCCCACACUAGAAGGGCUGCAGACUGUGCUAUUACUUUCGCAGGCUUUCUACGCCUACGGGCUUAGCAAGAAAGCCUAUAUGACAUUCUCAAAUUGUGUGGCCAUGAUCGUUGCGUUAGAUCUAUACCGCGAGGCUGCCUCCAAAAUCAACAUUGCGCCAGCGGAGCGCGAAAUGAGGCGGCGACUAUUCUGGUCUGUCUACCUUAUGGAUCGAUUCAUAAAUUGCGGAUCGCGGCGCCCAUGUCUCAUCUCUGAUCACUCGGUGGUUCUGCGCCUACCGUCUUGGUCACCACAUGCAGCUGGUCUGGACAUGGAAGGGGAGCUUUUCCACGUUGGGCCAAACAUUCAAUUCUCCGCAGAUUCUCGCCGCAAAUCACCGAGCGCUACUUCCUUGCUAAUCGACGUCACCCGGAUUCUCGGUGUCACUAAUAAAUACCUAGCGGCUGGCGGGGUCAAGGGUGACUCCCAUUUCCCGUGGCAUGCGCUUUCUAAUCUUUCCAAGAUCCGACAGGAGCUGGAUAUAUGGGCGGCCGGUACGCAGGACGUCUUUGCGUCUAUUGACGCGUUGUUCGGCCACCCUGAAAGUACAACACUCUUGCUGAGCAAGUUGAUAUACCAUCUGGUGCAUUGUUUGAUUUACCGUCCGUUUUUGCCAAUCGACUUGGUAGAAUUGCGAGGGACUGGACAGCAUCAGUCCUGGCAGAUUGAGGCCACAAACUUGUGCUUUUCACACGCCAACGCUAUAGCAGAGUUGGUUGAAUUGGGUCGUAACUCUCCGUUGAUCGAGUGGCCUGCUUUCGUCUGCUACUGUGUGUGCACUGCGGGUACUGUUCACGUCCAUGGAGUACACUAUAAAGGCCGUGAAGGAGAGGUCUUCUCUUCCAGCGCUGACUUCCUAACUCGGGAAAUGCAUCAGCUUGCUUGGCUGCGCAAUAUCUGGACCGGGGUACAGCAUCAGCGUGAGCUGCUCCAGACAAUCUAUACAUGUCACUCUGAAUUAGUGCGCAACCUGGCUAGCAGCCCAAUGCGUUUCUCGCCAGUCUUCCACCUCGAAGACUUCCUCGAUAGGUAUCCCGGUUUGACGCUGGAUGCAUCGCACGUUCGGCUACUAGAUACGGGAGAUGACCUUACUCCGGGCCCCACGAACUUCAUCGACCGUCAAGAUGCAUACUACCAGCGACCAACCAUCACCUCCUCAUAUCAACCUUCAUAUUUCUCAGCCGCACGGCCAGGGCUCUCAACUCCCCUGCCAUCCACCCAGAGCCCAGACAGGCGUCGGAACUCCCACGUCCAUCACAAAUCAAUAUCCCAAAGCUCCUCCCACCAAGUCCCACUCUCGCCCGGCCUCCAAAUGCACACAAUCCCCGGCCCUCACCACCAACAAUCACCCUCCCUCCCCUCCAUCCUGUCCCUCCCAGCAGGCACAGACCUCUCUUUCCAUACCGGCUUCUCCCCCUCCGCCUUCGCCCUCUCCCCACCAGCCUUCCACACGGAAGCAUCUCUAAACAUAGCCCCAACACCCCCCCUCAAAUCCCCAAUACGCAAUCUUCCCCUUCGAUGCCGCGCCCAGUCGCAGACCAGUGGCACCCACACGACAGCCGGUAGUGAGGGCGGCUCUUUAGAGAAAGACCCGUUCCUGAGCUUGCUGGAACAGCUCGCGGAGAACGAGAACUCGCAAGGUGGGCCUAGUGAGCUGGAUUUCUUCUUGACGGCGACUGGGACUGUUGAGGGGGAUUCGGAGAUUCCGAUUGAGAAAGAUGGGGAUGUGUAG